AUGCAUUAAUAAAUCAAAAGCACUAAAAAAUCCUUUAAACUCAUGCUAUGCUUUGGAAUAAGGUUGGCAGCAUUGUGGAGUCAAGAGGGCGUGUAACUAAAACGCAUCAGAUGGAGCUGCAAAACAACCACAUUUUUUAUUAAUUAACUGACCUGACAAUCUGACUGGGACCUUAAGACAUUUUGAAGAAUUGAAGUAGCAAGACAGAGAAAGAGAUGUAGGGGAAACUCAGAUCUGACAGUUUCUGGUUCCUGCACACAUGUUAGACUCGAGCCCUCAUUGCAGCCAGAUGGAUCCUAAUGAGGACCGGGCCCAGACAGCACGCAGUCGUCUCUCCGUGUCAUGUUGUGGCUCAUUCAGUCUAAAUGGGGGGGGGGGUGCUGCGUUCACUGUGCCCCCCGAGCAGACGCACGUCAGUGAUCUGUGAUUGUGUGUCGUCGUGCGACGGAGAGAGAGUGAGCUGUGAAAAGAGUAAAGCCCCCUCCCCUCCUCUCCACUGAGCAGGUGGUGAGCAGAUUGUGCUUAAAAACCUCCGCCCCUUUCUCCCUCCUCAGGCUGGGUCUGCCCCCUCCACAUCCCCCAACACCGACUUGCAAUCUGAGCCGGCACACCAGAGGCCUGUAGCCCCUGUAGAGUUGAGAAUAAGAUGCAUUCACACCUUCAAAUUAACAAAUGACAGCGUACAUGGCCAAACACUCCUGUCCACGAAUUCUGGCUGACUUUAAUAGCUUUUGCUACUCAUUUUCAGUUCCAAUUUAUGGAAAAUAAAUCUUUAAUCUUGAUUUUUGAACAAUAGUGUACUUCCAACUUUGUGGUGAGUGUUUUGGACAAUGCCCCACUGCACAAAGACACUGUUUUCCUAGUUUAAUAUGAAACCAACAUUGUCCAACACCUUUGGGAUAAGUUGGUUGGUCUACUUUUCUAUGGCUUUGUGUAUCUGCUUGGAAGGAAAGCCCAUGUUCCAAAAUCUUGUGGAAAGGCUUCCUCAGAACGAUGGAGGCAGUCGUGUCAGCACAUUAACGCCCACAAUUUAAGAAUGAGAUGUUCAACAGUCACAUACGCACGUAAUGUUCUGGUUUUCCACACACUUCUCCGCAUAAGUGUAAUGUAAUGAGAGACUUGAUGAGCUGGAAAAGUCUAGAGACCUUGAUGUGAUUUUGCAAGUGUGCUGUCGAUGCCAUUGAGCUCUGCUUUGUUAAGACUUUAUUGAACCAUGAUUCGGUCUCCGGUCCGUGUGGAUUAUUGGAGGGCUUACCGACGGCACCUGUGACCUGCAGGAAAUGGAGGCAUCGCAAAUACACCACAGGUGGUCUUUGAUGUGUUGAUGGAAAACUACGGGGGUAGUAUAACAUGGAUAUAUGAAUAUAAAAAGCAAAAUAAGCUGCUUUCAGACAUGCACUUAAAUCCGGAUAAUUUCCUGAACUUUUCCAGAGGGGCUGUAUGUGAGGGUGGGCGUUCCACCUAGACGCCAUCCCUCGCCUGAAUGAUCCGGCAUUUUUUGCCCGCUAUUUUGAACGCGUCUGCCCCGGACAAACCUUCUUCUGCGUUUUUCACAAACUCUGGAAAAUGUCCGGGCCCAAUUUCCAAAAUUUCCAGGAUUCAGAGUCUGAAAACACAAGAGAUUAAUGUAAAUUAACUGCAUUUGUGGAUAUGACUGCCUCACUGUAUUAGCCAACACAAACACAACAGUGGCAGGGGAGUCCAAGGCCGCAGCCAGUGCAAGACAACAUCAGUUCCGAAACACUUUAUUCUUUUAUUCAUGGUAAUUGCAAGAUGUCGUUUUUUCUCCUCACAGUGUCUGGCAGUAGAUUAGGUGCAGAGGCUUGGAGGUCAGAGUAAGUCCACAUUUUAUUUAUGGUUCAUUUCUCUCGCAAAACAGGACCAUUUCUCUCUUUCUCUCUCUCUCAUUCCCGGCGACGGGUUGUGUAAUUUAUCUCGUCUCAACUGAAAGUUUGACGAUGGGAGGGCUCUUCAGAGGCUGUCGUUCAAAUGCUUUAUGGUGUUGAUUAGGAUUUGGUACAGCUGGAAAUUAGGGUCCAACCCCUUUGAAACAUAUUUAAUUAUAAAGAUGUUUGUUUUUUUAUGAGGACAUAGAUCCGGCUUCAUGUCAGCAUGAGGAAGCACUUGCUAAGUGAUAUUGGAAAGAGGUUUAGAGGAUGGUAAAGGUGAGUGGUGGAGGCAGACGCUGUGUUGCAUGUCAUCCCCCUCUCCAAUGUGUUAGCUAUGGAUGGAUCUGUGGAUGUCAGUCCAGACUGAAGCAUGUCAUCAGCCAUUGGAUUUAAUCAUUUAAUUAAAAGCGGUUUGAUAUUUUUUUUUUUUCUUAAUUAACAAUGUUUGAAAGCUUUUGGCUGGAUUACCUUGAAAUUUGCGUCAGUUAUCCAAGGCAAUCAGGAGAAUGAUUCUUAUUGACUUUGGUGAAGUUUAUUCUAACAUCGAGCUGAAGGUAUUGGUACAAAGACACUUGUGUUCCCAGACAAUAGAGCCUGGUGACUUUGGUCUUCUCUCCUGUGUAGUUGGUUACGCCAGCAACCUAGUGGCGCAUGGCGCAGCUACAACGGAAGCUGAUUUAAUCAAAAUAUUGUGAGCGAGUAAUCAUAGAUUGAUUGAAUCAGGCUUUAUUGCGAGUUAUCGAUCUUCUGACUUGCAAUUGAAUUGUUUGGUCUGAGUCACCUCAGGGAUGAUCUCUGCAUCUCUCUCUCAAACACACACAGAUAGCUCAGCUGUUGCAGUUUUUUCUGGUGCAGCGAGCAGAUUAGCUGACCUGGUCUACUGUAGCUUUUACCUCUCUCAGCUUUCCCCUGUUUUGUCUGCUUGCCUGACUCAAACUCAAGCACAUUUCAUCUCAUCAACGGCCUGCGGCUCCAGCACUGACUUCAGCAUCUGUAAUCAUAAUAGUCUCACUGGGCACAUGAGAGAGAUUUCACCCAUGCUGCCAGCGGGAGGCACAACACUGCUUCCCAAGCCAAACGUCAGUUUGUAAUCUGCUGCGUUGGCUUGGAAGCCUGAUGCAGGGAUGAGGAGGAGAGAAAUGAGCAGAGGAUUAGAACGAUUUUCCGCAGAAUGUGCUGGAGGAGAAAUGGACGCCACGGGACGCCUCUGAGCACGGUGGUUUACGAGGAGGAAUAAAACCCAUGGAGUCUCGUGGUUAAACUGCUGAGUCAUGUGGUGACGUUUGUCCAUCUGCUGUGUGAGAACCACGCCACAGCAUCCUUCGGCGUCCUGCACUCUUCCUAAGGUGGAGAGGAGGAGUGACACUGUUGGCAUUAGCAGCCGGCAGUGAUCAAAAGUGAAGGACUCGUCUGACGCAAGAGGGGAAGCAGCUCGAUGAGCCGAUAAAGGUAUGGUCCAGUGCUGAUGGCGCACUCUGAGCUGUUUGUGACGAGAGCGCCCCCGGUGGAGGGGAGCGCUGUGGAGCUCAGUGUCCUGAGCUUCCUGGAAACCUUCGGGGAAGAAAACAGCACGGCCGAGAGAUGCUACCGCUCCCACUCCCGCAGCAGUGUCCUCCAGGGCCUGCCGUUUGGUGGGGUGCCCACGGUCCUCGCCAUCAAUGUGGUGCUCUGGAUGUUCUUGUUGCUCAUCUUCUCCUGUCUGAGGAAGGCUGCGUGGGACUACGGCCGCCUGGCUCUGCUGAUGGAAAAUGACAGUCUCUCAUCCCUGUUUUAUGGAGAACCAAGCGAGAAGGAGAAAUCUCCCUCAGAGUCCAGCCCCUCAGACUCCGAGACCAAGGACAUGGGCUUCUGCUCGUGGCUCUCAUCUCUUUACCAUAUGAAGGACGAGGAGAUCCGUAGUAAAUGUGGCAUCGAUGCCGUCACAUACCUGUCCUUCCAGCGCCACAUUAUCCUGCUCAUGACGGUGGUUUGCUUGCUGUCUUUGGCCGUCAUCCUGCCGGUCAACUUUUCCGGGAACCUCCUGGGAGACAGUCCCGAAAACUUUGGAAGAACAACUCUGGCCAAUGUUAGCGCAAAGGACAGCUUCCUGUGGCUCCACAGCAUCUUUGCCCUGGUUUACUUCAUCAUCACGCUGCUGGGCAUGGUUCACCACUCGAUAAGGCUGGAGUACAGAGAAGACGAGAAGGUAGCCAGGACACUGAUGAUCACCUCCAUACCCAGAGAGAUCUCCGACCCAGGACUCAUCACCAAACAUUUACAUGAGGCCUACCCCAGCUGCACUGUCACCGACAUCCGCUUCUGCUUCGAUGUCCACAAGCUGAUGAGGCUGGACCUUGAGAGGCGCAAAGCGAUGAAGGGCAGGCUGUAUUUUGCCACGAAAGCGCAAAAGGAGGGGAAGAUCAUGAUCAAGACCCAUCCGUGCGCUCAGAUAUUCUGCUGCGACAUUUGCGGCUUUGAGAAGGUGGACGCAGAGCAGUACUACAGUGAGUUAGAGGAGAAGCGGACGGACGAGUUCAAUGCCGAGAAGAAUCGCAUCUCCAUGAAGCGGCUGGGCAUCGCCUUCGUGACUUUUCGUGAUGAGAGGAUGACUGCAGUGAUUGUGAAGGACUACAGUCGCGUGCGCUGCCGUCGCAGACCCCAGCAGUCCAGCAUCACCACUGUGCUGCAGUCUCACAACUGGGGGGUCGGAUAUGCACCUGCUCCCAGUGACAUCAUCUGGGAAAACCUGUCGGUGUGCGGAUCUCGCUGGUGGCUCCGCUGUGUCCUCCUCAACAUCCUCCUCUUCCUGCUGCUGUUCUUCCUCACCACUCCCGCCAUCAUCGUCAACACCAUGGACAAGUUCAACGUCACCAAGCCCAUGGAGAGCCUGCGGAGCCCUGUCAUUACCCAGUUCUUCCCAACCCUCCUGCUGUGGGCGUUUUCGGUGCUUCUGCCCUUCAUCGUCUACUACUCAGCCUUCUUCGAGUCCCACUGGACCAGAUCUGGUGAGAACCAAGUAACGAUGCACAAGUGCUUUUUACUGCUGGUCUUCAUGGUCAUCGUACUGCCCUCACUUGGUCUUUCCAGUCUGGACCUGUUCUUCACCUGGCUCUUUGACGUCAACUUCCUGGAUGAGAAGGAAGUCAAAUUCCAGUGUGUGUUUCUUCCUGACAACGGAGCCUUCUUCGUAAACUAUGUGAUUACGUCCAGCCUGAUUGGCACAUCCAUGGAGCUGCUUCGCAUCCCGGCGCUGACGGUGUACGCCCUCCGCCUCUGCUUCGCAAAGUCCCAGGCCGAGCGGAUUCAUGUCAAGCGGAGUCAGGCCUACGAGUUCCAGUUUGGCCUGGAGUACGCCUGGACCAUGUGCAUCUUUGCAGUCACCAUGACCUACAGCAUCACAUGUCCCAUCAUUACGCCCUUUGGUCUCCUCUAUGUGAUCCUGAAGCACAUGGUUGACCGAUACAACAUCUACUAUGCAUACGUCCCCACCAAACUCAACCAGCGGAUCCACAGAGCAGCCAUCAGCCAGGUCAUCCUGGCUCCUCUCCUCUGCAUGUUCUGGCUGCUCUUCUUCUCCGUGCUCAAAUUAGGUGCAGUGCAUCCGAUCACCCUCUUCACCCUGGUGUCCCUGCUCUCCUGUAUCACCUUUUCGCUCUUCCGCUUGUGCCUUAGGAAGCGACCCGACAAGUCAAUGAGCUACCAGAUGUCUGAUCAGCCAGCAGAGGGGACAUUCACUGAUGCCGACAGGAGCACUGUAACAUCCACCACCGCCUCCAAUCUGUUCGUGGCGUCUGUACUCCUGGAGCCAGAGCUGGCUUUGACUCCGAUGCCCUCCCCGGCCCACCACAGCUACGGCGCCAUGGCCAGCUCCCAGGGUUCAAGCCACAACCCGGUGGAGGAAGAGGAGGGUGAGGAGGACCUUGCCCAGACCCAUGAGACUCAGCUCCAGGACCCUCCAGACCCCUACUGCUCCAGCCCGCUCAUGGACAGCCCUGUGGGCUACCAGUAAAACCAACCCCCCCUCAAGCUGAUUUUCACGUGUCCUUCGCCUGGGGAACACAGAUUGCUAAAUGCUGCGAUGCUGCGUUUUUGCCACUGACCUCAGUCUCUAACUUUGCUGCCUCACACCCUGAGAUUAGACUGGGCUUGUUAGGAAUGAUGCUGGAGCUUGAGAAUACAGGAGCAGGAUCCACAUAAACAUCACCAUAAAUGUUCACUCAGCAUUUGGCCAAAAACAUCUCUUGUGUAUGUCUAAUAGACAUGAAGUACACAUCAGUCUUGAUAGAACAGCGUUAAUGUACUUAUGUGGCUUCAUUUGCAAGUUAAAAGUUUAAAAGUGAUGAAAGUGACUGGAGUGGAACUGCCUUUAUCAGAGAAACUCUGUUCAUGCAGCGCCACUUGGACAUGAGCGGAGGUGAAAGUUCCCGUCGGCGUGGGUGGUGUGAGCAGGCUUGCCCCGGCAGACUGACAGAGUGGUCUGGGCACGGGUGAUGUGUGGUUCCUCGGCAGCAGGGCUCAGGGAGGCUGAGGGUGAGGGCCGCUAGUUGUGAAGCCAUCUGCAGCGAGAGAGCAGACAGACGGUGGGCCGAAUGUAAGUCGGAGAUGUACUGUAAUAAAUGUACAGUCUCUCCACGGAGGCACAAGCAGCUUGACUGCAGCUGAAGCUUAUUGUAACCAUCAUCGAUUUAAAGUUGCUAUUUUUGCUACUGUUUUUUGGGGUUUCAUUGAUUUUGUGCUUUGGGUCGGUGGCGCGGACCACACAAGAUUGACGAAGGUUUUGCAGAGUUGCCCCAGAUCAUUUAUACUUUACUUCCUCUCUUGUGUGUGUGUGUGUGUGGGGGGGGGGAGCUGUAGCCCAAAAUGAUCAGAUUUGUACCUUUUCAGUUGUAUAGACAUACCUUUCUGUAAGUAUAUAGUUGUUUGUUAUGUCACACACUACAAGACACUUUUUAAAAAUAUCUUAAGAGCCUGUUUAGUUAUUAAAGCCACCGUGACAAGUUCAAUACUAUGAAUUAUUUGCCACAUUUAGAAUAAAAUGUGGGCCUUUUUGUCUAGAAGCAGGUGAAAAGCCGUUUAGCUCCACUCCAAUUCAUCGAGGACUGCCUUGCAACCCCCUUUGCAGGCAAAUUCGUCUGCAACAAUGGGAUAAAUAGGAAGUGGACAGGGCUUUAAAGACGGGCUCUGAUUGCGCCAUCUUAAUCAAAGUAUUCCCUAAUUAUGCUGUCUUGACUGUGUAUGAUUGUAUUUUUAUUAAAACUGAUGAAUUUGAUUUAUUUUUUAAAUGAAUAGUUGAGCAUUUUGGGGAAUAAGCUAAUUUGUUUUCUUGCUCUGAGUUAGAUGAGAAGAUCAAUACCAGACUCACGUCUGUACAAUAUGUACAAAGCCACUGCCAGCAGAUACCUUAGUUUCGCUUAAAGACUGGAAACGGUGGAAGCGGUAAACCCAGACUACAGCCAGAGACAAUUAGUAACUUUGUGGAUUCCUGUUGACAUCGGCAGGAACUCUUAUGCUAAGUAAAUUAAGUUUUAAGUGAACUACCUGCUGUCAGUAGCUUCAUAUUUGACGGAUAUCUAUUCUUCCUCUCAUCUUCAUUUAACGCAAGAAAUCAAGUCUCAAAAAUCAGAUGCGCACCCUGGACUGAAACUUUCUCUCACUGCAGGACUGUAUUGAAAUGAAAAUCCAAUUCGACUAGUUAUGCGAAAUCUCAAAUGAACUAUCCCUCUGUAAAAAAUACUGAAUAUAUAUUAAGUAUUCUGUUACCAUUGUGUCUAAAAUUUAUAAUAUAUUCAUAUUCAUUUGUACAAUGUUCAAAUGUUUCUGUGCUAAAAUGUCCCAAUUACAUAUAGUAAAAAUUAACACUACAGCACCAUUAUUUCAUUGUUUCAUUUAUCUGUUCUGUGUGGCACUCCACUGCAUGUUAACUAUGUUGUAUAAAUUAUGUAUGCAUUUACAGUAUAUCCAUCAAGUCAAGUUUCAGAUGUGCUGAUCUCUUUGAUUUGCAGUCACCCUGUAGGUUUGCAAGUUUUGCAUUUUGGGGUUGUUUUUAUUUCCGCGUGGUCGGAUGAAAGGUUUUCUCAUGAAACUGGAUGUAUUUUUUGUUUGUUUUUGUUUUCAUGUCUCUUGCUGUGCCUUAAAGAAAAACUCCUGUGUGACAAUCCAGCAUGGCCUGAAAUAUGCUGCAUGGACUGAAAAUAUAAGAGCGAGGAAACAACCAAGACAUAAAAACACAACAACAGACCCAAGGUAGUGAUUCUCAUUUUCACUUACAGUCACUGGGUAUUUAAUUUUAUUAGUCAGCAGACAAACAGUGAAAUGAUUCUACUGAGACAUUAACAAAACUAUCUUCAUACGAGAGCUGCUUCCUACCUUUUUCUGAAGCUUGGAUCAUAUCACGCAGUCUUCACUUGAAGAUUAGUUAGCAACAUAUCUUUGGAUGUAGAGACUGAUCAUUAUUCUGUGCUCUUGAAGGAUGUUGUCCAUGAUGGUAUGAAUUUUUGAAAACAGUUUUCACUCGAGAUCCGCCUAAUUGCUUUUUCUGGAACUUUCAAGAAAUGAUCAUGAAUCUAAAAUUUGACCAACAUAUUGGGUUUCUAUGACAAACGUUAUCUGCUAAUAAAGACUGUGUGACAUGGUCGAAAGCUCUGUAACAGUUAAGUAAGUCGAUCUUGGGCAGAGACGUGUCACACUGCUGUUUCCAAGGUCAAGAAUGAACUGUUGAGCUCAACAAUAAGCUUACAUACUGUUUCUUUAUGUCACAGCAGUUUUGUGUCUUUUUUUAAAACUAUUUUUGUAUCGUGUCUUGUUGGUGCCUUUUCGAAUCAGCUGCUGUUUUCUUUUACCAUUGUAGGAUGCUCUGCUGUAUGUUGAGGAUAAAAAAAGACUGUUUAUUGAUUGUAGUUCCCUUGUCUUGUCUUUCAGUACAGUUGACAGACGGCGAACGGUGUUGUUGAUCAGUUCACAUCAAUCCUUUUUCAACAGAUGACAUACUGACGUUGGUCAGUAGUGGAUUUAAGUUUGUUUUGUGUUCAGUCUGAGAGCGUUUAUUAUAACUUUAAUCAUAUAAAAUCAAAUGCCUGCGAUGAUAAGUUUUUUUAAACUUAAAAAAAGUUUUUCUUUCAUAAAAUCGAUGACAUAUUAUUUCAUUUUAUAAGGAACCUAAUUCUAGUUCCUUGUGCUGUAUAAAACGGAUGAAAGCAUGCAGCAGAGAGGUUUAAAGUGGUCAGUGCAGAGAAUCAUGAAGUAAAAUCUAUUUGGAAAAAAAGAAAACAUCAAAGAGCAUCUCCUGUGGCUUUCUCUACCAGAAGCUUGUUUCACAGAUCAUUAAACGUAUUUUCCUUUGAAAAAAUGCAGAAUAAAGCUCAUUUGAGUAUUCUUAGCUCUGAUGUCCCUGUGAGGAGGUUGUCCAUUUUCGUGCUCAGUUUUAUUGUAUCCUGUCACGUCUGUUCAUAUACUGUCGGCUCGGCCAUCCGAGGUCGGUGUGGACAUUGGCUUUCCAGAUGUGUCCAAUUGUUUUUGCUCUUAAUGUGUGUCUCAUGUAUAAGUACGUGAUUUCGUAAUCUGAGCCUGCUGCAAAUGUGGGUUGUUAGAUCUCCGGGAGAGUCAAGGAACUGUCUGCAUUUGAGAGUGAUCUUUGUCAGGCUAAAAGUCUUCAUCUGUCAAAAGUGAAGUUUUGUGAUCUGAAAUUAAAAUGAAUUCAUCUCAAUCCA
This is a messenger RNA of Scophthalmus maximus (turbot), 9574 nucleotides long. RefSeq names its product transmembrane protein 63C (gene tmem63c). Gene Ontology annotation, cellular component: plasma membrane. Gene Ontology annotation, molecular function: calcium-activated cation channel activity. The record is from RefSeq and is a predicted model, not a curated record. The transcript is spliced from 23 exons. NCBI's taxonomy places the organism in Eukaryota, Metazoa, Chordata, Actinopteri, Pleuronectiformes, Scophthalmidae. Bases 3355 to 5877 code for a protein of 840 amino acids.